AUGUGCAUUGUGCAGCCAUGCAUAACUGCCUGCAAGGUUGCAAGUCCUAACAGUUUGAACAGCAGAUUCUUGUACCACACUGCCAAACAUUCCGCGUUUAACGCUGCGAAACUAUGCUGCCAGCUUUCCCAGUAUGCUGCCGGUAGAGAAGUCGGCGAUGGUACCGUACGUGAUGAUCACACAUUUGUGGCCUUGAUAGACAUAGUAUUUACAGACGGGUCGAAGCGAACAUGCACCGGGGCAAUUAUACACGAUAACGUGGUGAUUACGGCUGCCCACUGUUUUUGCAAAAAAGGAGAUAGCAGUACAAAACCAGAGCUCACAACUUCAUUCGUGGUCAUAGGAACAAAAAAGAUGUUCGAUACUGGAUACGAGCAAUACCUUCCUAUCGAGAGGAUUCUGAGCCACCCAAAGUUUAGGGGAUGGACUGCAGACCUGUCUUUAGUUUAUACCUUCGCUGCGAUGACGUCAGAUAAGCCUGGGAAGAUUAUUCCAUUGGCUGGAGAGAAAAUGUCGAAUCCAGUUGAUUCGAAUGUGACGGUCUUCAGCUGGGGCCAUUGCAAGGAUGAGGAUGACCAAGAGCCAAUUCGAGUCACCGCUGGCCUGAACUCUAAACGAUCCCGAGCUCAAGAAAAGACACAACCGCCCCAGAACCAACCAGAACAGAAAAAGCAAUAUCCAGCACCAAAGCAAAACCUGCGCCAACAAUUAAGAUACAAACCGGUACCUCAAAAAACCCAACAGUCGAGGUACAAAACUGAAUCCAGGACAGUACAGAAGGACCUGUUCCACCAAUACCCGAUACUGCAGCAGAAAGUGAGGAAUAAGCAGAUUGAUGAUAGACUUGUAGAGCCGAAGAAAGAGGCUACGGCGAAACGGCUGAGUAGGUAUUUGACUUCUAGCGAGGAUAAUGUGGAAACAAACCCACGAAUUGCGCGAAUGGAACUAAAGAAUUUAACUUAUGAAACCCAAGAGAUAAUUCGGGAGGGCGCUGAAAAAUACAUUCGCGGUCGCCUUGUCACUCGUCCAUCUUCAGAACCUAUCGACAGCAUCAAGACCAUGUACAAGAAUUGGAGAAGGGUCAUGGAUAGUCUGCAAAACAAACUCACCGUCGAAGUCUUCGGCUUUGUCAAUAUGGCGGCGUGUAAAAAGAUUGUUGAAGGAUCCAAUUUGCCCGCGCAUUACGAAAUCAAGAACGGCGAAGUUGCUUGUUACUCGAGCGAUGAACAUUACAUAACUGAAGAAGAUUCUGGGGCUCCAGCUAUUCGCCACGGUCAGCUGGUGGCGGUGACAGUGGGAGGCGCCGAGUGCGACGGAGACCACGUCGGCGUGGGUGUGAAGAUGAGCUGCUACUGCAGCUGGAUAGCUGACAACCUGCCGUGA
Molecule: messenger RNA, 1383 nt
Organism: Ostrinia furnacalis (Asian corn borer)
Lineage: Eukaryota; Metazoa; Arthropoda; Insecta; Lepidoptera; Crambidae
Exons: 11
Coding region: 1-1383 (460 amino acids)
Biological process (GO): proteolysis
Molecular function (GO): serine-type endopeptidase activity
Source: RefSeq, a predicted model, not a curated record